AUGGCUGCUCCGUCAUCGGAUGAAGCGUCGCAAACGCAUGCGGAUCAAAAGGACAUGCUGGACAAGGUAAACACGUUCAAUGGCAGCACAAAUCACUUAGAGGACCUCAAUGAGGGGGCCUAUGACGACUCGAUUGAAGACACCGCGCCCUCGCGAGCAGUAUGGCUAAUCACCUUUACCGUGGCCAUGGGUGGCUUCCUUUUCGGUUACGACACGGGAUAUGUAUCCGCCGUGUUAGUAACUAUAGGCGCCGACCUCGGCCACAAGCUCUCGUCCAAGGAGCAAGAGCUCAUUACCUCCCUGACAUCCGGCGGGGCCCUUAUCGGGGCCUUGAUUGCCGGUCUCCCUGCCGACAAGUAUGGCCGCAAGCUUGGCAUCUAUAUCGGGUGCGCGCUGUUUCUCGCCGGGUCGAUCAUCCAGGCUGCUGCGUUUAAUGUUGCGCAAAUGGCCGUCGGUCGCUUUAUCGUUGGGCUGGGCGUUGGCUCAGCGGCCAUGAUAGUGCCCCUGUACAUCGGCGAAAUUGCCCCUGCAAAGUACCGCGGCCGGAUGAUUGCGUUUGACAAUAUGAGCGUAACACUGGGCCAGCUCGUUUCCUACGGUCUCGGCGCCGCCUUCACGGAUGUGUCUCACGGCUGGCGAUACAUGGUUGCUGUGGGAGGUGUUCCUCCGAUUGUUCUGGCGGCGCUUCUGCCGUUUUGCCCAGAAUCCCCUAGGCAGCUUAUUGCUCAUGGGCACAUGGAUGAAGCGAACCGCGUAAUCGCAAAAGUGUAUCCGUACGCCACCGACGAGCAGGUCAAGGCCAAGACGAACCACAUUCUAUGCACGAUUCGUGCCGAAAACAUGGCCGAGAAGAGUCUUUGGUGGCAAUUCAAACAGCUCCACUGCGUGCCGUCCAACUUGAGAGCGCUGACCGCGUGCUGCGGCGCAAUGGCCAUUUCACAGCUUGGAGGCUUCAAUACUCUGAUGUAUUAUUCCGGCACGUUGUUCGCCCUGGUUGGCUUCGACAAACCGACCUUGGUUUCGCUGGUCGUUGGGGCCACUAACUUUGUCUUUACACUAUUCAAUAUGUUCAUCAUCGACAAGGUGGGCAGGCGCAGAAUCCUGAACUGCACCGUCAUUGGUAUGUCGCUCAGCAUGGCUCUUACGGCCGUUGCAUUCCACUUCAUCCCGGUCUCGAAGGACCUCGUACUCGAAGCAAAGUCCGUAAACUGGGCCGGGACUCUGGUGCUUGCCAUGAUCAUCGUCUAUAUCGGGUUCUAUGCCAGCGGCGUUGCGACUAUUGGGUGGGUCGGCACAGAGCUUCUCCCAACUGAAGUGCGCGCUCUGGGGACCACGAUGAACACCAUCACUUGCUGGGGUUGCAACCUCAUCAUUGCGUCUACCUUUUUGUCGAUGAUGAAGGGUCUCACACCAACUGGCGCAUUCGGCUUCUAUGCAGGCAUCUGCUUCCUUGGUUGGGUGUUUCUUCUCUGCUGCUAUCCCGAAGUCAAGGGGCUGGCACUUGAGGAUGUCAGGCAGGUGUUUGCGGGCGGCUUCGGCGUUCGGAAAGCUGCAGGCAUGCAGAAGGCGCUCAAGGCUGCUCGCAAGCAGGCAAUUGUCUGA
Messenger RNA from Purpureocillium lilacinum, 1602 nucleotides. NCBI's taxonomy places the organism in Eukaryota, Fungi, Ascomycota, Sordariomycetes, Hypocreales, Ophiocordycipitaceae. The record is from RefSeq and is a predicted model, not a curated record.